Arabidopsis thaliana (thale cress) is the source of this 393-nucleotide messenger RNA. RefSeq names its product Curculin-like (mannose-binding) lectin family protein. Gene Ontology annotation, molecular function: carbohydrate binding. NCBI's taxonomy places the organism in Eukaryota, Viridiplantae, Streptophyta, Magnoliopsida, Brassicales, Brassicaceae. Bases 1 to 393 code for a protein of 130 amino acids. The record is from RefSeq and is marked reviewed. The transcript has a single exon.
AUGUGGUACCGAAAGUUGCCUAAUGAAGUUGUUUGGGUUGCCAACAGAGACACUCCAGUCUCCAAGCCCAUCGGAACACUAAAAAUCUUGAAUAACAACCUCCACCUCAUUGAUCAUACUAGUAACUCCGUUUGGUCAACCCAAGUGACUAGCCAAAGUCUGAAGUCGGAACUGACCGCCGAGCUUCUUGACAACGGCAAUUUGGUAUUGCGGUACUCCAACAACAACGAGACAAGUGGAUUUUUAUGGCAAAGCUUCGGCUUUCCGACGGAUACAUUACUCCAUGAUAUGAAAGUGGGUUGGGAUAAGAAGUCGGGUCUAAAUAGGAUAUUACAAUCAUGGAAAAACAGGAAUGAUCCUUCAACUGGCGAUUACACUUAUAGUAAAACUUAG